Pollicipes pollicipes is the source of this 2203-nucleotide messenger RNA. Its product is annotated as cyclic nucleotide-gated cation channel alpha-3. Lineage: Eukaryota; Metazoa; Arthropoda; Thecostraca; Pollicipedomorpha; Pollicipedidae. Gene Ontology annotation, cellular component: intracellular cyclic nucleotide activated cation channel complex; plasma membrane. The transcript is spliced from 8 exons. The record is from RefSeq and is a predicted model, not a curated record. Gene Ontology annotation, biological process: monoatomic cation transmembrane transport. Bases 107 to 2203 code for a protein of 698 amino acids. Gene Ontology annotation, molecular function: protein-containing complex binding; intracellularly cAMP-activated cation channel activity; cGMP binding.
GUCGCCCGCGCCUGCGCGCUGCAACAGGUCUGAUUACGCUCAACAAUCCCGCAACAAGAGUGGCAAGACCCGCCAAGACCUGUCACGGUCUGCAGCACAUUGUUUUAUGCGGUGUUAUCUCGGCACAGCAGAACAUCUGGAGAUGGCCGCCAGAAAAUUGAUUAAGUCGAGUCACAUCAUACAAGUGAUCCAGUCUUUGGCGAAGAGACGGCCUGUCGGGAAGGAGCUGGGCCCGUCAGACUCGUUCCUCGAGAAAUAUACCUCUGCCGCCGACGCCAAGGACCAUGAUGGCAACGAGAAGGGUGCAGAGAACCCGACCUACUGCUGCGGGACAUGUCCUGGCUAUUUCACCGUCAACAAGUCUGGACAAUUUCAAUAUUGGUGGCUGCUGCUGAUGACGCUGGCCGUCCUGUACAACCUGGUGUGCAUCAUCGGCCGGACGGUGUUCUGGGAGCUGCAGAACACGGCGUCAACAGCCUGGUUCACCCUGGACUACGCCUGCGACGUCAUCUACGUGCUGGACAUGAUGAUCAAGGCGCACGAAAGUUAUUUGGAACAGGGACUUAUGGUACGUGACCCGGAGAAGCUGCGCAUUCAUUACAUGAAGUCCGCCGUCUUCGUGCUGGAUGUGCUGUCAAUUCUACCAACGGACUUCUUGUACCUCUACUUGGGCACCGAAUGCUACUACCACAUGCCAUGCCCGUUUUUAGUCCGAAUCAACCGCAUCCUACGCUAUCCCCGCAUGACCGAAUUCUUCGAACGCACCGAGACCCGGACCAAUUUCCCCAACGCCUUCCGCAUCAGCAAGGUGGUGCUGUACAUCCUGAUCUUGAUUCACUGGAACGCUUGCCUGUACUUCGCGCUGAGCUUCGCCAUCGGCUUCGGCACGGACCAGUGGGUGUACCGCAACAAGACACCGAACAUGAACGGCACCCUGUCGCACCAGUACAUCUACAGUUUCUACUGGUCCACGCUGACGCUGACCACCAUCGGCGAAACGCCGCAGCCGGUGGAGGACACGGAGUACAUAUUCGUGACGCUCGACUUCCUAGCCGGUGUACUUAUCUUCGCCACCGUGGUCGGCAACGUCGGCUCCAUGAUCACCAACAUGAAUCUGUCGCGCACAGAGUUCCAGAAGCGCAUGGAUAGCAUCAAGCAGUACAUGGAGUUUCGCAAGGUCAGCAAGGAUCUGGAGAGACGCGUGAUCGAGUGGUUCGACUAUCUGUGGUCCAACAAGCAGUCGCUGAACGAAGAGGGGAUCCUGUCGACGCUGCCGGACAAGCUGAAGGCCGAAAUCGCUAUCCACGUGCAUCUGGAAGCACUGAAGCAAGUGCGCCUGUUCCAGGACUGCGAGCCCGGCCUGCUGGUCGAACUGGUGCUCAAGCUGAAGCUGCAGGUCUUCAGCCCCGGUGACUACAUCUGCCGCAAAGGCGACGUCGGCAAGGAGAUGUACAUCAUAAAGCGCGGCCGGGUGGUGGUCGUGUCUGACGACGGCGCCACCGUGUUCGCCACCCUGCACGCCGGCAGCGUGUUCGGUGAGGUCAGCAUCAUGAACAUUCCCGGCAACAAGACCGGUAACAGGCGCACAGCCAACGUGCGCAGCGUCGGCUACUCGGACCUGUUCUGCCUCUCCAAGGAUGACCUCUGGAGCACGCUCACUGACUACCCGGAGGCCUGCCGCAGCCUGCUUGAGCGCGGCCGCCAGCUGCUGAUGAAGGACGGCCUGCUGGAGGAGGAAAGGCCGGCGAGCGCCACCCAAGGGCAGGCCAGUGACCUCGGCGCCCAGGUCCGCCAGCUUGAACACGCACUGGAAAAGCUUCAGACAAGGUUUGCAAGGUUGCUGGGGGAAUAUGUGUCCUCAGAGCAGAGAAUGAAACAGCGUCUAACAAGCUUAGAACGCAGUGUACUGAGCUCAGGAGAGCCGGAGUGGGCGCACAGCGACGUGGACGGCGCUGCGAACCUGCUGAGGCCGCGCCGUGCGUCAGGCUCAAGGCGCGGUUCAGAGGCAUCAGAAUACUCCCUGGUGGCACCCUCUCCCGGUCGAAGCUACAACUCCGAGUUCAACUCACCGUCGGCAGGCAGGAACCACGGCGAGCACGGCGGUGCUCUGGGCUCUGGACGGCGCGGCGCCUUCGGCCUCAGCUGCCCCGUCGGAGCCGCCGUGACCUGGGUCGACUCAGAGGGUCACGUGCACCACCACUGA